Messenger RNA from Pseudophryne corroboree (corroboree frog), 5090 nucleotides. RefSeq names its product protein argonaute-1. The coding region runs from base 148 to 2721 and encodes 857 amino acids. Lineage: Eukaryota; Metazoa; Chordata; Amphibia; Anura; Myobatrachidae. Gene Ontology annotation, biological process: regulatory ncRNA-mediated post-transcriptional gene silencing. Gene Ontology annotation, molecular function: protein binding; single-stranded RNA binding; miRNA binding. The transcript has 19 exons. The record is from RefSeq and is a predicted model, not a curated record.
CCGUGUGAUUGGCCAGGCAUAGGGCGCGCAGGCGCGGGCGUGCUGGAGGCUUAGGGAAGGGAACACACAAGCAGCUGCUGCGGCGGAGCAGCCGGGGACCGGGCUACCACCUUGUACGCUGGGGCUGGGAGCAGCUGGGUGCAUGGGAUGGAAGCGGGACCUUCUGCACCAGCCCAAACUGGGUAUGUUCCACCUUUACAGCAAGUGUUUCAAGCCCCACGCCGCCCUGGCAUUGGCACAGUUGGGAAACCAAUAAAACUUCUUGCCAAUUACUUUGAAGUGGACAUUCCUAAGAUCGAUGUCUACCACUAUGAGGUGGACAUAAAGCCAGACAAAUGCCCCAGGCGUGUUAACAGGGAAGUUGUAGAGUACAUGGUUCAACACUUCAAGCCACAGAUCUUUGGAGACAGAAAACCAGUGUAUGAUGGAAAGAAGAACAUUUAUACAGUAACAACAUUGCCUAUUGGUCAUGAAAGGGUUGAUUUUGAAGUGACAAUCCCUGGUGAGGGAAAGGACAGAAUUUUUAAAGUGUCCAUUAAAUGGAUGGCAAUGGUGAGCUGGAGAAUGCUACAUGAAGCCUUGGGGAGUGGUCGAAUUCAACUUCCUCUGGAGUCUGUGCAGGCUUUGGAUGUAGCAAUGAGACACCUUGCCUCGAUGAGGUAUACCCCAGUGGGCCGGUCCUUCUUCUCACCUCCUGAAGGGUACUAUCACCCACUUGGAGGGGGCAGGGAGGUCUGGUUUGGGUUCCAUCAAUCUGUGCGUCCAGCCAUGUGGAACAUGAUGCUUAACAUUGAUGUGUCCGCUACAGCUUUUUAUAAGGCUCAGCCAGUCAUAGAGUUCAUGUGUGAGGUUCUGGAUAUACGAAACAUAGACGAGCAACCUAAACCUCUUACAGACUCUCAGAGAGUGCGCUUCACUAAGGAGAUAAAAGGUCUGAAAGUUGAAGUCACACACUGUGGGCAGAUGAAAAGGAAAUACAGAGUUUGCAAUGUUACCCGUAGGCCUGCCAGUCACCAGACGUUCCCGCUGCAAUUGGAGAGUGGUCAGACCGUUGAGUGCACAGUGGCUCAAUAUUUCAAGCAGAAAUAUAACUUACAGCUAAAGUACCCUCACCUUCCCUGCCUGCAGGUGGGACAGGAGCAGAAGCACACGUAUCUACCUCUGGAGGUCUGUAAUAUUGUAGCUGGGCAGCGAUGUAUAAAGAAACUGACUGACAAUCAGACCUCCACUAUGAUCAAAGCAACAGCCCGGUCUGCUCCAGACAGGCAGGAAGAGAUCAGCAGGCUGAUGAAAAAUGCAAGCUACAAUCUGGACCCGUACAUCCAAGAGUUUGGAAUCAAAGUGAAAGAUGACAUGACAGAGGUUACAGGAAGGGUCCUCCCUGCACCCAUAUUGCAGUAUGGAGGCAGAAACAGAGCGAUUGCAACUCCAAACCAAGGUGUGUGGGACAUGAGAGGAAAGCAGUUCUAUAACGGCAUUGAGAUAAAGGUCUGGGCCAUUGCCUGCUUCGCUCCUCAGAAGCAAUGCAGAGAGGAAGUGCUAAAGAAUUUCACUGAUCAGCUGAGGAAGAUCUCAAAGGAUGCUGGGAUGCCCAUCCAGGGUCAGCCCUGCUUCUGUAAAUACGCACAGGGCGCGGACAGUGUGGAGCCAAUGUUCAGACACCUCAAAAACACAUAUUCUGGACUCCAGCUCAUUAUCGUCAUAUUGCCAGGAAAAACACCAGUGUAUGCUGAAGUGAAACGUGUUGGUGACACUCUACUUGGUAUGGCCACCCAGUGUGUCCAGGUUAAGAAUGUGGUGAAGACCUCCCCACAGACCCUCAGCAACUUGUGCCUGAAGAUUAAUGUAAAACUGGGUGGUAUCAACAACAUCUUAGUGCCUCAUCAGCGCUCUGCGAUCUUCCAGCAACCAGUCAUCUUUCUCGGAGCAGACGUGACACACCCUCCUGCAGGUGAUGGGAAGAAGCCCUCAAUCACUGCGGUGGUAGGCAGCAUGGAUGCCCACCCAAGCCGAUACUGUGCCACGGUCAGAGUGCAACGCCCACGGCAGGAGAUUAUUGAGGACCUUUCCUAUAUGGUGAGAGAGCUUCUCAUCCAGUUCUAUAAGUCUACGCGAUUCAAACCCACCAGGAUCAUCUUUUAUCGAGAUGGAGUGCCAGAAGGUCAACUCCCACAGAUACUACACUAUGAGCUGCUGGCUAUCCGGGACGCAUGUAUCAAACUGGAGAAAGACUACCAGCCCGGUAUCACCUACAUUGUGGUACAGAAACGUCACCACACUCGCCUCUUCUGUGCUGACCGUAGUGAGAGGAUUGGAAAAAGUGGUAACAUUCCAGCAGGAACAACUGUUGACACUAACAUCACACAUCCAUUUGAGUUUGAUUUUUAUCUGUGCAGUCAUGCAGGUAUCCAGGGCACCAGCCGUCCCUCCCAUUACUAUGUUCUUUGGGAUGAUAACAGAUUCACCGCCGAUGAGCUCCAGAUCCUCACCUACCAGCUUUGCCACACGUAUGUGCGUUGCACACGGUCUGUAUCCAUCCCCGCACCUGCAUAUUAUGCUCGACUGGUUGCAUUCAGAGCACGGUACCACCUAGUGGAUAAGGAACAUGACAGUGGGGAAGGCAGUCACAUCUCUGGGCAAAGUAAUGGAAGGGACCCACAGGCAUUAGCAAAGGCAGUGCAAGUUCAUCAAGACACAUUGCGCACCAUGUAUUUUGCCUGACAUUGCAAAGUUUUCUUGGUGGAUUUUGUGUGUGCGACUUGUUUGGCCCACACUGUACCUCAUUGGCUUACAAGAGAUGUGUUCCUGGGAUCUUCAGUCUUGCAGAACAUGGGUACCUCAAAACUGACAAACCUAGUGAAGUCCGGGACCAAUUUGGGAAUCUCAUCAGACAAUGAUUACAUGUUGUGGAAACGUAAGAGAAUACCAUUACAGCAGGUCUCUCCUGAUUGCCACAGCAAAUUCCUCGAUGACUUGAAAUGCAGUACUUCAGGCAACACUACACUCCAGUGGAAAAUAUUGGAUGUGCUCUGCAAAAAUGUUUGACUAAAUGAGAAGACCAACAGUUUUGAGCCUUAAAAAAAGUUGACUUUGAAGUUUUCCCAUUGAAAUAACCGAUAUUUAACGAGGUAACCUGUAAGCAUGAAAAUAGCUAGUUUCUGCAGAAGUCGUUCUAGUACUUGGAACAUAACCAGCAAAGUAAUAACCUUUCAAUUUGGAAAGACUUGGGUUACUCGGAUAACUCUAGGUCAUCCACAGGAACUGACCUUGCUGUGGAUUCUCUCCCUCUGUAGGGAUGAAAUAACUGGUAUGCCCUGGGGUUACAAUGUGUAAAACAAGACCUGAAAUAUAUGCCAUAUUUAUAGAGGAGAGGUGGUGCUCAUGAGCAUCCUGCCACAGCGAAUGGAACACUUACCUCUCCACUUUUCCCCUGUAAUUAUAUUGUGCCAUAUGAUCUUCUUACAAUGAGGCAGAAUGGAGCUGGGUUACUCAAAGCAAUAGGGUAUUUAUCCAAUGAUGACCUGACUCCUGCGUGCCUUCUAUCUCUCAAAACAGUUUGCCACAUUUACUAAUGCACUUGACAAAUCUGGAAACUGUUACAUCACUGGUUCCAGUUGGUAGCAGUAAAACAAAAUUGUGCUAAGUGCCUUUAACCAUUAAAGUGCUAGAAAAAGGUAAAUAUUCCUGCUUCUCCAGCUCUAUAGAGUGUACCUAUAGGCACUAGAAACACCAGCCAAUUAAGAAACUGACAUGGGGGACAUCCAGCCUCUGCAUGAUUGCAACAAGGUGAUGUUUGCUAAUGUGUAAUGGGAGUAUAUGCUGCUCCCUUUUGCUCAUUUGCUUAGAUUCCCUCAUGUGUAGUUCUUGAGCCACAAUUCCUGCCUCCACAGGAGUCCAGAAUGUUUGUAUCCGCUAGAACCUAAUAACAUGUUUAAACUUUACAUAAAUGUACAAUGCUGUUAGCAAGCUCUGACAUAUUAUGAAAGCUGGUGGAACACCUGGGUAAGGGAGGAUCUUACUGGCUUACUACAUGAAAUGGGAUCAGCACAACCUAAGUCAGUUGCUGAAAGAAAUCAGAUGAUGCAUCAAUAAGAUAGGUCACCAUACUAAUGAGCCUUUUUUAGUAUCCCAUUCAGAUCACCCGUGUGGUCUUACUAUGGUACAUUUCAUAUCGGACAGCAGAAACUAUUUUCCAGUGGCAGAAUAGUAAAUGGUGAAGCAGAGCACUACACACUAAGCAGUUGACCAUUCCUCAAACUGGGGAGAAAUAGCAAUGACUAAGGACUUCCCUCCACCAAGCUACUGAGUUUUAUACACUAAUGUGAUUAAAUGUCCCAUAUACAGAACGCAGGUCACUUUCAGAAUAUUUUUGUACGAAUGGUCUCCUCAUUUAAAUCUGCUUAACCUCAGGCCACCUUUUGUGUUGUUAAAUGGUGCCAGGUUUCACUGCCAGAUCAGAUUUGGUUCAGUUAUAUGUAAUUCUAAGACUCUUUAAUAUCAAUGAUGGAGAAAAUGUGUCCAGUGCACAGCGGCUCAUACACAUGUCUGGAUUUUCCCUAACAUUGCCAUUGAGCUCCUGAAUGCCUGAAAUAAUAGACUGGAAACUGGGUCAGCUUGUGAGAUGUAACUGAACAAUGUUUUAGUCACAUAGCCCUGUCACAUGGUUAGUUUUUUUUAAAGCUGUUUUUGUGUGUUUCUAACGUGUCUUAACAGUAGCACAAGAGUUAAACCCUUCAGUUACAUAUUAUAUGGUUAAAAAUGGGAUAUCUCAUUUGAAGGUACUUUGGGAUUACAGUGCCAAUACAGUCCCUGCACAGUCUGCACUGAGGUCAGGUGCUGUAGAUUUUGUAAUAUUUGGAUAAAUGAACAUACUUUUGUGUUAUAAUCCUUGUUUAGAUAUAUUUUUUUAUUAGCCUAUUUUAUGAACAUGACAUUGUUACUGUAAGAAAUGUUUGGCAGUAUUUAUUCCUGUGUUUUUAAUUCCAUCAUUUACUCCAAUAUCUGACUUUGAAUUUGUUCUAUAGGUUGAGAAGUUUUCUUAUAUUAAAUUCAGUUCCAUCCCUUUUGCUUAGCAAAAAAUCCUAUUGUGU